This is a messenger RNA of Phalacrocorax carbo (great cormorant), 1622 nucleotides long. The record is from RefSeq and is a predicted model, not a curated record. Lineage: Eukaryota; Metazoa; Chordata; Aves; Suliformes; Phalacrocoracidae.
GCUUGUGCAUGGUGGAGGAGUCUCAGGAUGGGUGGCAGGGGUUGGUCACGUGCAGGAGUGGGUACUUGGGCCUGUGGGAGUGGGGGUGAUUGAGCCAGUGGGGUUGUUCAGGCAGCGGUGGGACGUUUUGGGUGCCUGGCAGGAGCCCUUGCGGAGGGGGAGACAUGCAUGCCUGGGGCUUCCCAUGGAGAGGGGUGCAGGCACCUGCUGCCGACUGUACCCCUCUCCUGGGUGCUCACAUUUGAGGCUAGGCACAAGUCCCUGACCUGGGUGCCACAGCAGUGGGACACCCAGCCCACGCCACACUCGGCUCCUCUCAGGGGCUUCAGCUAUGUGGACCUGGUGGAGGGGCUGCGGGACGGGCGCUUCUAUGCCCUGAAGCGCAUCCUGUGCCACGACAAGGAGGACCGCCAGGCUGCCCUGCAUGAGGUGAAGAUGCAUGGCCUCUUCGACCAUCCCAACAUCCUGCGUCUGGAGGCCCACUGCAUGGUGGAGAAGGGUGCCAAGCACGAAGCCUGGCUGCUCCUGCCCUAUGUGAAGGGGGGGACCCUCUGGAGUGAGGUGGAAGCACUGCAAAAGAAAGGGACCUUCAUGCCAGAGCAGCGGAUCGUCCUCAUCCUCCAUGGCAUCUGCUGCGGGCUUCAAGCCAUCCACAGCAAGGGCUACGCGCACAGGGACCUCAAGCCCACCAACGUGCUGCUGGAUGAGGAUGACCGGCCUGUGCUGAUGGACCUGGGCUCUAUGAACCAAGCUCGCAUUGAAGUCAACAGCUCUCGGGAGGCCAUGGCUGUGCAGGACUGGGCUGCCCAGCACUGCACCAUCUCCUACCGUGCCCCCGAGCUCUUCACGGUGCCAAGUCAGUGCAUCAUAGAUGAACACACAGAUAUAUGGUCCCUAGGCUGCGUGCUGUACUGCAUGAUGUUUGGGGAGGGCCCCUAUGACGCCAUCUUCCAGAAGGGUGACAGCGUGGCUCUGGCAGUGCAGAACCCCAUCACUGUGCCUCCCACAACCAGGUACUCGGUUGCCUUGCAGCACCUGCUCUGCUCCAUGAUGACGCUGAACCCCCAGGAGCGACCCAGCAUAAAUGAUGUCCUCCACCAGCUGGAGGGGCUGCAGGCAGCACCAGUGGGCCAGGACACCACACAGAUCUGAGCCCAUCCCAGCCCAUGGCGCUGAUGCACCCCAAGGAUGAGCUGGGGAAAAAGCAGCUGUCCUCAUCCCUGCUCCACCACAGAGCCGUUGCAGAGGAGACUGCUGCACUCGGGGGAGAGCUGCUGCUCUGUGUCAGAGGUGUGUUGGAUUUUGAGCAUUCUGUGCCCUGGAUGCUGCUGCCUGGGGCUUGGCCUGUGCCCCAGUACUGUGGGCAUGUGACCUGCUGCUAAACAUGGGGCCCUUGCCAGUCACUGCCUCCCCCAGCGAUUGUGGAGGAGGAUGCUGUGGGAUCCCCCAGGUGACGGCAGCCCUGGCCCCACAGCUCUGCACCCCAGGAGGGUCACUCCUGCUUGGGGCAAAGCUGUGGUCUGGGUGCUGGAGCAAGGCAGGGGGGAUCCGGCCCCUGCUCCACCACUGCUGUCGGCACCAACAUUGCCUUGUGUUUGGAGUAAAAGAUGUUUUUGCGGAGG